Molecule: messenger RNA, 2460 nt
Organism: Lithohypha guttulata
Lineage: Eukaryota; Fungi; Ascomycota; Eurotiomycetes; Chaetothyriales; Trichomeriaceae
Exons: 2
Coding region: 1-2460 (819 amino acids)
Biological process (GO): chloride transport; transmembrane transport
Cellular component (GO): early endosome; plasma membrane; Golgi apparatus
Molecular function (GO): voltage-gated chloride channel activity
Source: RefSeq, a predicted model, not a curated record
AUGGCACAACAACACCAGGAUGACGAGCGAACUCAUCUUCUCCCUACAUCGUUUGAUCGUCGGCGCUCGAGGUUGCUUUCAGUAGCUGCUGAGGUCGACGGCGCGUCUAUCGCUUCCUCCCAUGUCAGCAAGGAAGAGUUGGCUUUAGGUGAGACUGCUGUGGGCGAGCGACUCCCAUACAAUGAUUACACGACUAUCGACUGGCUUCAUGACCUGGUCAAAGACUCCUUCCGUUACCGAACCAUUCGCUCGAAGCCCGGACUACGAUAUAGGCUACUCGUUCUGUGGGACAGUGCUGAAGGAUGGGUAGCUUCUGCCCUGAUCGGCACUUUAACUGCAUGCGUUGCCUUCUUGGUCGAUAUGGCAGUUGCUAUUGUGAGCGACUGGAAGACAGGCUACUGUACAUCUAACCCUUUCAGAUCGAAGGAGAUGUGUUGUACGCCGAAACAUCCUUUACAAAGCGGCAGUCCUCAAUUCCUCGCUCUCGCUGAUGCAGGUGAAAAUUGCAAGGCAUGGCACCCCUGGUCAGAUAACUAUGUUGUAUCCUUUGCCAUCUACGUAGCAUGGGCACUACUCUUCGGUAUACUCGCUGGCUCUGUAACAAUGACUACGCGAGCCAAUCUCCCAGCUGCAUCUCCUGGUAGAGGUGACAAAUUCUCCUCUGAGCAGCAGAAAAAGACUGACAGCUAUCUCAAUGGUGCUUCAGGUUCAAGUCUCUCGCAAACCACGACAGGCGGAAAGACGAUGUACAUGGCCGCCGGUUCUGGCAUUCCCGAGAUCAAGACUAUCCUCUCCGGCUUCGUUAUACCUCAUUUCCUCGAUCUCAAAGUCCUGGUCGUCAAAGCUGUUGGCUCAACUUUCGCAGUCAGCACAGGAAUGUGUUUAGGAAAAGAAGGACCAUUCGUACAUAUAUCUACAUGCGUUGCCUAUCUGGUUGGCAUUCGAUUCAGAAAGUACAGAGAAAACAGUCGGAAGUUGAGGGAAAUACUGGCUGCCGGUUGUGCAAGUGGUCUAUCCGUCGCCUUUGGUGCUCCCAUUGGAGGCGUACUCUUUGCCUACGAAGAGAUCUCGACCUACUUCCCUCGCAAAGUCCUAUGGCGUGCUUUCAUCUGCUCCCUCUUUGCCGCGAUGACAUUAAGAGCCUUGAACCCGACCGGUACUGGCAAGCUCGUCCUGUUUGAGACCAACUAUGGCACGUCCUACAAGCCCUACCACUACCUGGUCUUUGUUCUGCUGGGUGUUGCAGGUGGCAUCUUUGGCGGUACUUUCUGCAAAGCCAAUUUUGCUUGGUCCAGGACUUUCAGAAAGUUCAGCGUCAUCAAGAAUCACCCAGUCUUUGAGGUGUUCCUUGUCGUUGCUGUCACCGCACUUACUCAGUACCCUAAUCCUUUGACGAGAGAACCAGGCGAUGUGAUCAUCAAAAACCUGUUGGUGGAUUGUGACAGCAAAGGAGACACAGCCUAUGUGUGUCUGCACGAGUCUGCCACUGAAGGUCCAGACGCGAAGUACCUAGGCUACUUAGUCUACGGCACAUUGAUCAAAUUGUUCCUCACGAUUAUCACAUUCGGCAUCAAAGUACCCAGCGGCAUCAUCAUCCCUGCCCUCGAUGCCGGCGCCUUCUUCGGUCGACUCGUCGGUCAACUCCCACUCCUAAGCAGCACGAUCUCUCCCGGCAUCUUCGCCAUGGUCGGAGCCGGAGCUUUCCUAGCAGGUGUCUCGCGCAUGACCAUCUCUCUCGCCGUAAUCAUGUUCGAACUCACCGGCGAACUCGAAUUUAUCGUUCCCAACAUGAUAGGCAUCAUGGUCGCGAAAUGGGUCGCCGAUGCCCUAGAAUCAGAAAGUGUCUACGAUCUCGCUCAAACUGUCCUUGGCCACCCCUUCCUAGACCUCGACGCGAGCAUGAAACUCGUAGCACGACGGCAAUACCUAGUCAGCGAAUUAAUCCCACCAGAACAAACCAUGCGACAAAUCACAGUCGACGUCGGUGCCAGCGGAACAGUCCAAUACGGCAUUCUCGCCAAGAAGCUCGAGCAGCUCAAAGGCCGAGGUCUUAUGGACGCAGGUCUCGUCCUCGUCCAGCACGGCGGCAUGCUAGUCGGCUACCUCGCCGAAGGAGAACUAGAAUACGGCCUCAACGUCAUCGGCGCAGACGUCGAUACUUCUACCAACGUGCGUCUUCUCAGCUCCUCACAUCCUGGUGCCGAAAACCCCGAAGAGAUUUCCUCGUACACUCCUCGUGUAUCCCACGACGACGAAGAACUAGAUCUCUCCCCCUUUGUGGACCGCACACCUCUCGCGAUCUGUGCCGCGUCGCCGAUGGAAUAUGCGGUCGAGAUGUUUGGGAAACUUGGAUUGAGGUAUUUGAUUGUUACGGAGGAAGGGAGUGGGAAGGUGAAUGGAGUGAUUAUUAAGAAGAGGUUGGUCAGUUGGAUUGAUGGGUUGAAGCAUGAGGGUGAUUGA